Molecule: messenger RNA, 2436 nt
Organism: Atta colombica
Lineage: Eukaryota; Metazoa; Arthropoda; Insecta; Hymenoptera; Formicidae
Gene: sff
Product: serine/threonine-protein kinase BRSK2
Exons: 13
Coding region: 1-2436 (811 amino acids)
Biological process (GO): intracellular signal transduction; microtubule cytoskeleton organization; protein phosphorylation
Cellular component (GO): cytoplasm
Molecular function (GO): ATP binding; protein serine/threonine kinase activity; tau-protein kinase activity
Source: RefSeq, a predicted model, not a curated record
AUGCAGGGCAAGGAGAGCCCCGUUGGGUCCAACACCCAGGAGACCCAUCAGUACGUCGGCCCGUAUCGGUUGGAAAAGACCUUGGGGAAAGGCCAGACUGGUUUAGUUAAGCUUGGCAUACAUUGUGUGUUGGGGAAGAAGGUGGCAAUCAAGAUUAUCAACCGCGAAAAGCUUUCGGAGUCUGUGUUGAUGAAAGUGGAGCGUGAGAUCGCCAUUAUGAAACUAAUCGAUCAUCCGCACGUGCUCGGGCUCUCGGAUGUAUAUGAAAACAAGAAAUAUCUAUAUCUUGUUCUGGAACACGUCUCAGGAGGGGAGCUGUUCGAUUAUUUGGUUAAAAAGAGCAGACUGACCCCAAAAGAAGCGAGGAGAUUUUUUCGACAAAUAAUUUCUGCAUUAGAUUUUUGCCACAGUCAUAGUAUAUGCCAUAGAGAUUUGAAGCCUGAGAACUUGUUGCUGGACGAGAAGAAUAACAUUAAGAUAGCAGAUUUCGGAAUGGCGUCUUUACAACCCGCGGGCUCUAUGCUAGAGACUAGUUGCGGAUCACCUCAUUACGCCUGCCCCGAAGUCAUUAGAGGUGAAAAGUAUGAUGGUAGAAAAGCAGAUGUAUGGUCUUGUGGAGUAAUACUUUACGCGCUUCUAGUAGGCGCCUUACCUUUCGACGACGACAAUUUGAGAAAAUUGUUGGAGAAAGUUAAGCGCGGAUUGUUUUACAUACCACAUUUUGUACCGCCCGAAUGUCAGAAUUUGCUCAGAGGCAUGAUUGAAGUUGAUCCCGAGAAAAGAUUAACGUUAGCAGAAAUAAAUAGGCAUAUUUGGGUAACGGCGGCGGGAAAGGGCGAGUUGGAAUUGGAAUUGUCGAUGAUGGACGUAGUGCAGACGCACGUUAUUCCGUCCGUGGAAGCAAUCGAUCCCGACGUGCUACAAGCGAUCGCAAGUCUUGGUUGCUUCAAGGAGCGCGACAAACUCAUUCAAGAACUGCUCAGUCCAAACCACAAUACGGAGAAGGUGAUAUACUUCCUACUGCUAGAAAGGAAGCGAAGAAGACCAGCGUGUGAGGACGAGCUCGAGGUAAUGAGGAGUAGCAUGAGAGGAUCCGCAGGACAAUUAGAGGCCGAUCCGCCGAGAAAACGGGUGGAUACAUGUAGAGUGAAUGGAAGUACCGCGCUCAAUCUCGGACAAAUCAGCCAUGGCUCGCCUUUGACGCCUAGAAGACAGUCGAGCACGAGACAUCACGCGCGUCGAUCACCGAGCACGGGUGGAUGCCAUACUCAUGCGUCUCAUUCGCACACGUCAACGCCGGGCAACUCGCCGUUGCAUGCACCUGCAGGUCUACUCAGUCCUCAUAGAGCAGUGCCGACGUCGCACAUGGGCCAGACUAUUGCCUGCGGUGCACACAGACUCUCCCUUGGUGGCACCGCCAAUACUAUCGCCGGAAACGGUAGUAGUCCAACGAGUCAAAGUGUCCCGACGCCGACGCCGGCGCUUGCCAAUAUCGGUAUUGAACUCAAUGAAGUGCAGCCAGUAGCAGUCGGAGUUACACCGCCGGGGUCGCCUCACACCGGAGCGGGAUCUGGAGCUCAUCAUUGGAGAUCGCGAUUAACCACGAUCAAGAAUUCUUUCUUGGGUAGUCCCAGGUUUCAUCGUCGUAAAUUGCUCACUAGUACCGAGGAGGUACAUCUCACGCCGGAUUCUUCGCCGGAACUUACAAAAAAAUCAUGGUUCGGUAGUUUGAUGACUACGGAGAAAGAUGAAACCUUCACCGUUUUGGUCAAAGGAAAACCGCUAGCCAGUGUAAAAGCCGAUCUAAUUCACGCCUUUUUAUCGAUAGCAGAAUUAUCUCAUAGCGUGAGCUCGCCAAUGUCGUUCAGAGUGGAGUACAAAAGAGGUAGCACCGCACCAGCCAUGUUCCAGAGACAAGUACGAUUUCAAGUUGACAUUAGCGCAAUCUCGAAGCAGCCGAAUGAGCCCCUCUUCGCCAUUACCUUUACAUUAUUGAGCGGAAACAUUCGAAGAUUCAGGCGAGUAUGCGAGCAUAUUCAGUCUCAGGUGUGUUCAAGAAAUGUGAGUAUGAACUUGGGAGGACAAAGCAGAGCCGCGCCGCCUAGUCCGAGGGCCUCCAGAAAGUUCACCACAGAGAUGAGCGAGAGUUCCAGCUGUGGCAGUGAUACCAGUGAACGACUAUUUCUUAGUCCUCACCCAGCUACCAGACAGAUCGAUUCGGACAUCGAAUCGGAUACGUCUGUAUUUGACGUGAAAUCACCGACCCGUGAGAAUGGUAGAAGAAGUUCGACAUCGACGAAUAAUAACAAUGCCCUGUCGGGCGAUACAACACCAACGCCAGGCAGCCCGCCAAAAGCGGUUCGAAGUAACUCGGAGAGUCAAAACACGCCUGAGAAGAAAUGCGUGACCACGAUGAGCGGCAACAACAUAGCGUGA